UCGUCGCCGUCGAAGGAUCGUCGCCGUCGAAGGAUCGUCGCCGUCGAAGGAUCGUCGCCGUCGAAGGCUCGUCGCCGUCGAACGCUCGUCGCCGUCGAAGGCUCGUCGCCGUCGAAGGCUCGUCGCCGUCGAAGGCUCGUCGCCGUCGAACGCUCGUCGCCGUCGAACGCUCGUCGCCGUCGAAGGCUCUCCGCUAUCGAAGGCUUUUCCGCAGCCGUCGCGUCGCCCAACUGAAGCCUCUACCACUAUCAUCGAAGAUUUGAGGGAGCCUUUCAAUCUUCAGAAGGGUUGGCUUUUAUGGGCUGGAGUUGGACUUGUUGGUUCCAUAAUUGCCACUGCAUUGACCGGAGUUGCUGUGUCUUCCUUCAGUGGAGAAACCCCACAAAGAGAGACUAAUGCUCUUGUUCGCUUGCUUCCGUUAAUUGGAUCUUCAAAUCUCAAUACUGCGUGCUUGGUGGGCAUCACAGGUGUUCUUGCUCCACUCCUCGACCAAGUGAGAGAAAGAGAUGGAUUCUUCUCCUUCACAGGACAUAUACAUUCCGGAACAAUGGUCUGAGGCUGCAGAAUCCAUUUCUUGCAGUUCAACACCUCCUAUUGUUUUUAUAUGUGGUGCCAAAAAUUGUGGGAAGACGACCUUUUCCCGCUAUCUCCUAAAUAUCCUCUUGCACAAAUACACCAAAGUAGCUUAUCUGGAUACUGAUGUUGGCCAACCUGAGUUUACUCCUCCUGCUUUUCUAUCACUAUCCAUUGUUCACAAAGUAACUCCAGAUUUGACAGUUCCAUGCCUGAAAACACCAGAGAGGUGUCUUUUCUUUGGUGACGUUUCUUGUAAAAGAGAUCCAUCAACAUACUUAAUUUAUGUCUUUGCCAUUUAUGAUUAUUACCAAAAGGAGUAUGGCAUCUCUGUGAAGGGAGAAAAUCUUUGUAAUAUCAAGUUGCCUCUUAUUGUGAAUACUCCUGGCUGGGUGAAAGAUUAAGAGGAGGUGUCUGUGGAGCAAGCGCUGGAAGAAGGUGAUGUUGCAGCUUAGUAUGUAUAGGAUCUUGAUUAGUAGUAUUAUUCU
Vigna umbellata (rice bean) is the source of this 1061-nucleotide messenger RNA. The record is from RefSeq and is a predicted model, not a curated record. NCBI's taxonomy places the organism in Eukaryota, Viridiplantae, Streptophyta, Magnoliopsida, Fabales, Fabaceae.